UCGAAGUAGUUUCAGCCACAUCUAGCAUUGACUUGACUUGCAGGUUCAGUAACUGCCUGUCUUGAGAUGGCUUCCGCAGAAUGACUAGUAUUCCAUACUAUCACCAAGCCAUGACACAGUUUUGAAGAAUUUGAAGUCCCGAAGCGCACAAGGAGGAGCUCCGCGGAUCUACAUCGAUUACAGGCCAGAAAUCAUGUAGGUCUGAUAUUUCAUGGGUAAGAAGAACAAGGAGGACACCUCAAGUUGAAGAUCAUAGCCAGCUACUUGUGUUCACCGACAAACUAGCACACUCUCGUCAUGUCGAUAGCUCCAUGACAGUUCAGGAUCUCUAUGACAACAAGAACAGAGGUCAUUUUUUGGCUUAAUAAAAAACUCUAGCUAUUUGUUUCUCCAUACAUCUGGAUAUACUAUUAGAUGGGUGUUGAGAAAAAUAUGGAAGUAAGCUACCUGGAACUGUCACAUUAGCCUACGUUCAUAUUAGCGAGGUGGCAGAUUUUUAGUGUGUUUUGGCAAAUGCUAGCAGGAUACACUAAAGUUUAAUUAGUACAUCAUUUACCUCAUUUUCAGUUGCCAUCCUAAUUAUAUUGAGGAAAUAUAAACAGCUAGGCCACCACCCAACAGUGAGACGUUAGCACAUAUCAGAAAAUAAUGGCGGAGACUGUGAUUCUUCUAGCCAUUCAAAAGAUUGGAAUUGCCUUAGCAAAUGGAGCGGCAAACCAGGCCAGUGCACUGUUUGUGAAGUACGGCACGCAACUACUAAAAUUACAGCGCGGCAUGGAUCGUGUUGUGAGGGAGCUUCGUUUAAUGCAUGAAUUUCUGUGUCAAAUGGACAUUCGAAACCGCAAGAAACAAGCAUAUGAGAUCUGGUUGGGGGAGGUACGGAAAGUAGCACAUCUGAUGGAGGACAUGGUGGAUGAGUACUUGUAUCUAGUUGGUCAGGAACAUGAUGUUGGCUUUUUCUUUUUCCUGAAGAAUGGGUUCAAAAAGCCAAGAUCUCUACUUUCUUUGAACCAGAUAGCUUUUAAGGUGAAGGAAAUAGAGAAAGACCUUUCACACCUGUCAGAGACAAAAACCCGUUGGGUUCUCGUGAACAAUGAGGAUACUAGCAGCUCGGACUACAUUGUUAAGAGGUCCCAAGAGCUAGCAAACAUUUCACGUUGCCUUGAGGAGGAAGAUCUAGUGGGGGUCGACAAGAAAAGAGAAUUACUUCAGCAGUGGUUGGCAGGUGAUCAAUUGGAACGCUCUGUGAUAGCACUGCUUGGAAUGGGAGGGCUUGGUAAAACAGCUUUAGCUGCAAAUGUCUACAGGAAUGUGAGGGAGAAAUUUCAGUGCCAUGCAUGGGUCUCCAUCUCUCAAACUUAUUCUAGAGAAGAUGUCUUGAGGAAUAUAAUCAAGGAACUUUCUAGAGAUAAAGACAGUGUUCUAUCUAACACUGCGGGUAUGGACAUCACAUGCCUUCAAGAGACGCUAAAGAAGUUUCUGGAGCAACACAAGUAUUUGAUCAUUUUGGAUGAUGUUUGGACUCCAGAAGUAUUUAAUGAUUUGUCUAGGAUAUGUAUUCAUAAUGAGAAGGGCAGCCGGCUGCUAAUCACAACAAGGGUAAGCCGUGUUGCUGCGCUUGCCUCUCAAGGGUGCAUCUUAACACUCGAAGCUUUACCCGAAGACAAGGCACGGGAUCUCUUUUGUAAGAAAGCCUUUCCAAGAGAUACGAAUUAUGAAUGUCCAGUGAAGUUGAAGCCUUUGUCUAAUGAAAUAUCUAGCAAGUGCAAAGGAUUGCCUCUUGUUAUUGUGCUAGUUGGUGGCCUCUUCCUUGUGCAUGAGAAAACUGUGGAAGAAUGGAGAAGAAUAAAUGCCCAAUUAAAUUGGGAGCUGAUUAAUAAUCCGGGGUUCGAUCAUAUCAGGAAUGUUUUUCAUCUCAGCUUUAUCUAUCUUCCAACACAUUUGAAAAGUUGUGUCCUGUACUGCAGCUUAUUUCCAGAAGACUAUAUUUUCAAAAGGAAACAACUUGUACGGUUAUGGAUCGCAGAGGGGUUCGUCGAGGAGAGAGGUGAAUGCACAUUAGAAGAAGUGGCGGAGGGAUAUCUAAAGGAGUUGACUGACAGAAACAUGCUACAACUUGUUAAGAGGAACACUUUUGGUAGGGUGAAGAGAUUUAGAAUGCACGACAUCAUUCGUGAUUUGGCAGCUGAUUUGUGCAAGAAGAACUGUUUUGGUGUUACAUAUGACGAUAAUUGUGGGUUGUCUAUUGAGACAAAUGUGCGUCGAUUGGUACUACGCAAACCAAAGAAGGAUAAUCAUCAGCCUUCGGGUAUGCACCAACUUCGUACAUUCAUUACACUGGACAAAAUCAUGCCAUCACUCACUCUACUACCUCUGCUAUGUAAGGAGUCAAGAUAUAUGACAGUGCUAGAACUAAGUGGUCUGCCCAUUGAGAAGAUUCCAGAUGCUAUCGGUGAUCUUUUUAAUCUCCGCCAUUUGGGUUUACGUGAUACAAAAGUGAAGGUUCUCCCGAAGUCUGUUGAGAAUCUUUGCAAUUUGUUAACACUGGACCUUUAUGAAUCUGACAUACAUAAGUUGCCCAGUGGGAUUGUGAAACUAAAGAAGCUUAGGCACUUAUUUGCUGUGAUAGUAAUUGAUCGAGAAGGAAAAUUGUCUAAAUAUGGUGUGUGUUUCCCCAAUGGUCUUGGAAAUCUAACAAACCUGCAGACGCUGCAGGCAUUGGAAGUACAAGAGGAGUCUCUUAGACAUUUAGGGGAGUUGAGACAAAUGAGAAGCUUGAGGUUAUGUAAUGUGAAAGGAAUUUAUUGUGGGCGCAUCAGUGAGUCUCUAGUUCAGAUGCCGUAUUUGUCCUUCCUAGAUGUGAUUGCAAGUGAUGAGAACGAGGUUCUAAAGUUGAAUGUCCGCGUGCCAAGCCUGCAAAAGCUAACUUAGAGAGGGCGACUAGCGGAAGGGGCGUUGGACGAGACUCCUCCCUUUCAAGCUGGUAGGGGGCAGAACUUGUAUGAAUUGCAUCUAUUUUGGUCCCAGCUGAGAGAAGACCCCCUGCCACCCCUUUCUCGGUUAUCAAACUUGACGCGUCUAGAUCUCACCACAGCAUACAGCGGAGUCACUGGUUGGUUUCCCAAGCUAAAGGUUCUCUGCCUCAGAGACCUGCCUGAUCUGAGUCGGCUAGAGAUACAUCAAGGUGCCAUAGAGAUCCUGGAGGAAUUAAUCUUAAUCAACCUCAGCAGCAUGACGGACGUCCCACCUGGCAUUGAGUUCCUCACGUCCCUCAAGAACCUAGGUUUCUACAAGAUCAGCAGAGAUUUCUUGACAUCCCUGCGCCAGUGUCCUGCAAUUCGAGGGAAGUGGCGAUAUAGUCUCCGAGAUUGACCUGCUACUCUGGUCUGGAGACAAUGCAUGUACGUAAGGAAGGAAGAUGCCUCACCAACGAGUUAAGGCGCCGAUGCACCUCAAUCAAUAUGCACACAACAGUGCCGCUGCUGUUCUGCUUUACAGUCCGGAUUUCCUCUGCUGUUCCGAAAUGUCCAACUGCCCAUCUCCACCCCUAAAUUUGCUGCUACCUCCACUACGUACAGUGCUUCAUUUCUGCUACUACUACUGCCUGCGUUCACUACUGCUACCAUGUCCGUGCAUUGGGUUUCCUCUGCUGUUCGUGAGACGGCGAGUUUACUGGCAUUUGUGUGUUUCCAUAUUAAAACUAAUUUACGUAUGUGUGCUUAUUGUAAGCCUGCGACUGAGUCGUGUUUCCAUUUUCAGACCUUUUUUCUUUUUGCAUUACCUGUUUGAACUCUGUACUUCUAUGCAUGUGUGCUAGCUGAGAACUAUGUCGCCUAUUUCAGCAGUGGCUGUUAAAUAAAAGACUUGGUUUGUA
Messenger RNA from Aegilops tauschii subsp. strangulata, 3874 nucleotides. Its product is annotated as disease resistance protein RPM1. The record is from RefSeq and is a predicted model, not a curated record. Gene Ontology annotation, molecular function: ADP binding. Lineage: Eukaryota; Viridiplantae; Streptophyta; Magnoliopsida; Poales; Poaceae. Gene Ontology annotation, biological process: defense response to other organism.